AUGAAGCAGAAAAAAUUCGACUCCAAAAAAAGUAAUAGAACCGAGUUAUCAAAAAGAGGAGACUCUCCUAAUAUAGGAAUUUCUAAAUCUAGAACUGCAUGUAAACGAUGUCGAUUGAAGAAAAUUAAAUGUGAUCAGGAGUUCCCGAGCUGCAAAAGGUGUGCCAAACUAGAGGUACCGUGUGUUUCCUUGGACCCCGCCACCGGAAAGGAUAUUCCCAGAUCUUAUGUCUUUUUUCUGGAAGAUAGAUUGGCUGUCAUGAUGCGUGCAUUGAAAGAAUAUGGUGUAGAUCCCAUGCAAAUACGGGGAAAUAUACCUGCUACGAGUGACGAUGAGCCUUUUGAUUUGAAAAAAUACAGUUCAGUCUCAUCUUUGGGACAAGAGGGGUUACUGCCACAUAAUGGCUUAUUAGCCGAUUAUUUGGUUCAGAAAGGGCAUUCCAUGACAUCCUCAGUUUCAAUGGGCAAACCUAUGGGAAGCCCACAGACUAUAAAUAUUCAACGUAAAGAAUUUCUGGCAGACUCAAAAGAAGAAGACGGCAGCGCUUUAUUACCUGAAAAAGGCAGCCCUAUGACUUCAGAUGCAAGGGCGGAAGAGCUGCGCCAAUGUAAUAAAGAGAUCAGUGCAUUGGGCACGAUAAGGGAAAGUAGUUUUAACUCGUUUUUAGGGGAUUCAUCUGGCAUCUCAUUUGCGAGAUUGGUUUUUACAGCAACUAAUUUUCGACAAGAAUCUGGAGAUGAUGUAUUGGAUGAAGAUAUUAAACUAAGAGAACAGAAAUACAACGAAUAUGCCGAAGCUGAGAAUAAUCCUCACUUUGAUCCAUUGGAGCUACCACCUCGUCAUGCUGCUGAAGUUAUGAUAUCAAGGUUUUUUGUGGAUACUAAUUCACAGCUACCUUUGCUGCAUAGAGAACUUUUCUUGAAAAAAUACUUUGAACCUAUUUAUGGCCCCUGGAAUUCCGAUAUUGCAUUGGCUUCUGAUCAGACAAACAUAAAUACCGCGUUUGAAAUUCCAACCGCUAGUAGUUUUUCAGCGCAUACGGAACCAAAGAACGAUAACGUUAUCGAGAAGAUUAACGUAUGCCUUUCUGAGGAUGUUCCAUGGUAUGACACUUGGAAGUCUUUGCAAAACGACAAAAUAUGCUCGGUAAUUGAACUACCGACAAAAUUUCAUAUACCUUACUUUUUUUUAAACAUUAUAUUCGCUAUUGGCCAUGCUACGCAGGUACUGAAGUCAGAUAUUACUACUGUCGCUACAUACAAAAGACGCGCUACCAAAUAUAUCGCCUCUAUAUUUUCAUCUUCAGACAGAUUGGAGGCAUUGGCAGGCACUUUGCUCAUGGUAAUCUAUUCGAUAAUGAGGCCGAAUGUUCCGGGUGUUUGGUAUACCAUGGGUUCAGUGCUAAGAUUAACUGUUGAUCUAGGUUUGCACUCAGAAAAAAUUAAUAAGAAUUAUGAUGCCUUUACCAGAGAUAUUCGCAGGCGUCUAUUUUGGUGCGUCUACUCCUUGGACCGGCAAAUUUGUUCUUAUUUUGGUCGACCUUUUGGUAUUCCUGAAGAAAGCAUCACCACCAGGUAUCCUAGUCUUUUGGACGAUUCCCUCAUCACAUUAACUAACCAGGAUGUUGACGAUUACUCAGACCUACCAAGCCCGAAUCCGUCCUCGAAAGUUAUCGCAUUGGCUAUGUAUAAAAUCAGAAGGAUCCAAGCCAGCAUAGUGAGAAUACUUUACGCACCCGGUGCAGAAUUACCCAGGAGGUUUAUGGAUCUCGAGAGUUGGCGAAUCGAAACGCACAAUGAGCUUGAACGUUGGUUUCAAGUGGACGUCCCGAAAAAUUUUGAUAGAAUGAACUGCAAAUAUAAUAGCAUCUGGUUUGAUCUGAACUAUCAUUACUCGAAGAGUAUUCUUUAUGGACUUUCUCCGAAAUGCCCUACUUUGAAUGAUACCGCUUUUAAAAUUGUCCUGGACAGUACAAAGGGCACCAUAGACGUAUUUUACAACCUUUGUGUCAAUAAAAAAAUUGGUUACACGUGGGUGGCAGUUCACAACAUGUUCAUGACAGGUAUGACUUAUCUUUACGUGAACUUUUACUCAAAAAACAACAUAAAUGACUCUCAAGAGAAAGUUUCUGAAUACACUGAAAAAGUGUUGAUAGUACUGAAGAAUUUGAUAGGUUUUUGCGAAUCCGCAAAAACCUGUUACACUAGUUACAAAAUUUUGUCAUCAGUUGUGAUAAAGUUAAAAUUUAUGCAAUUGAAUGACGACAAUGGAAUUUUUUCGGGUUCAAAUACUCUAGCCUCCCAAGCAAAGCGUAUGUCAGGUUAUGGUAAAAAAACUAAUGUACUUGGGUUUGAUGACAGCACUUUCGAUCAUAAAGCUUUUAAUAAAUACAACGUUGAAGAGAAAGCACCUUUUGAUAUACCUUUAGAAGAAUUUUUUACCGAACUGGAGAAACAUAGUAAUGUUCCCCAGUCUGAUAUUAUAGAUGUGAGCGAAACUAAUCCAGUGAUAAAUGAAAAUGUUUCUACAAAUAUAUCUUCUGCAGUGAAUGGCCAGUUAAAUACCAAUAAUCAAGAUAUUAUGGAUAUUCUUUUUCAGGUUACUUCGCGAUCUGUAUGGGAUGAAUUUUUUGUCAGAUCUGGUAAUGGAAACGAAGGCGAGUCUUCCUAUGAUUUCAGUAAUGGAAACAGCUCUGGAUCCGGCGGGAUGUUUUAG
Messenger RNA from Saccharomyces paradoxus, 2715 nucleotides. It is a transcript of the gene PPR1, whose product is annotated as Ppr1p. The transcript has a single exon. Gene Ontology annotation, biological process: DNA-templated transcription; positive regulation of transcription by RNA polymerase II. The record is from RefSeq and is a predicted model, not a curated record. NCBI's taxonomy places the organism in Eukaryota, Fungi, Ascomycota, Saccharomycetes, Saccharomycetales, Saccharomycetaceae. Gene Ontology annotation, molecular function: sequence-specific DNA binding; zinc ion binding; DNA-binding transcription factor activity, RNA polymerase II-specific. The coding region runs from base 1 to 2715 and encodes 904 amino acids.